Molecule: messenger RNA, 1339 nt
Organism: Paramecium pentaurelia
Lineage: Eukaryota; Ciliophora; Oligohymenophorea; Peniculida; Parameciidae
Source: the annotation of a GenBank genome assembly
AUGUCCCAACAGACAUAAGUGUGUUCAAACUGUAGAGCCUAAAUCGCAGAGACAGUAUUUUCAUUGCAUGAAAUCUAUUGCAUUCGUAAUAACAUAGAAUGUAAGAGAUGUGGAUAAUUCUUUGAUAAGAAUGACCCAUAAUCUCAUGAAGAAGAAUUUCAUAAAGGAACUAAAUGCGAAUUUUGUAAAGAAAUAUUCUAAGGUACUUCAUUAUAUCAAUGUAGAUAUAUCAAAACAUACAAAAUGUCUUAAACAACCAGUCCCUUGUAUAUAUUGUGGAUUAGAUUAAACUAAAGAUUAAAUAUUUUAACAUGAAAAUUUAUGCGGAAGUAGAACAGAAAAGUGUGAUAUAUGCAAACAAUAUAUUAUGAUUAGAGAUUUAAAUAAACAUUUAACUACAUGUGUACCUCCAAAACCAAAAGAAUCAGUUUAAGAAAAAUAACCAACUUAAAAAACAGUUGAAAAUAGAUAAAUUCCAUAACAACCUUAAUAAAGUGUUUAACCACCUAAGCCUGAUUAUAAGAAUUUUGAUUAUAAAUAUAAACUUCAAGCAGAAGCUGAAUAAGUUAGUAGACCAUAACAAUAAGUAUAAGCAAAACAUGAAAUAUUUGGUUAUGAAAAACCAUCAAUACCUUACAAUUAAUAAUAAUAAUAAUAAUAAUAAUAAUAAUAAAUUAGAUAACCUAUUAAUAAGUAUGAUAAACCAAUUGAAACUAGAACAGAUAAUCAUUCUUAAAAUAGAAAAACUCCAUAAUAAUAUUACAAUUUCAAUUAAUAGUAAUAACAAAUUGCAGUUGAAUAAAAAAAUAAACCCAAAGAUUAUCCACUUCAACCAACAACAAAUGUCAUUAAAAGAUAAGCUUCUGGUAAUUAAGAGGUUAGAAAUGUAUAUCCCUAAUAAGAAAAAUUAACUGAUAAAUAUGCUUAUUAAUAGUCUAACUAAUAGAAGUGUCCAGAUAGAAAGACAAAUGAAUAAAGAUAAUAUGAUCCUAAUUCUUAUUUAAAUAGAUAAUAAGAGAAUAAAUACUAUGAUAAUAAAUAAUUUGAUAUGAGAGGAAUUGAUAAAAAAUAAUCAGAUCAAAAUUUACAUAGAUAAUAUAGUUAACAACCCUAAUAAAAAAAAUAGUAUAAUAAAUUAUAAAAUUUUAGAUAAUAACCAAAAGCUGUUGAUGAUGAUAUAGAUUACUUGGCUUUGGGUCUUACAAGGGAAGAAAUUGAAUAAUAGAAAGCUUAUUUAGAAAGUUUAUAGUAGUAAAGAAAACCUUAAGAAUCUUAGCCCAAAGCCUAAGAUUAUAAGCCUAGAUAAGAUUAUUAUUAGGCAGCUAGAGCAUAUAAAUGA